CCACAGAAUUGAUUACGUUUUAUUUGGAUGUUUCCCAAGAGGCGGAGGUGUUUAUCAGACGCAUUGUGGCUGCUGCAUUUCUCGUCCUUGGAAUUGCUGCGCCGCUGACCCCACUGGUUGCUCAGUGUUUUCGGCGCAUUAUUUUGGGUGCCUUUGAUGUUAGUUCUGUCACAACGACGGAGGCCAUUGCUGCCGUAUUAGAUGAGGAAAUGGUUUUGGCGAUUAUUCGUCACAUGUCGACAAGUUUUAUCAUAUCCGAUACGUUAGCAUUUUUGUUUGAACCGAAUCUUCCAACGACAGAGAUCGUUUUUUUUCAACCACGGCCAUUGAUAUUUACAGAGGCCUGCAUUCGACUCCGUUUUGCAAAACACCUGGCUUCUCAUAUGGCGGCUGCGUUGCGCACUAUAAGUUGCCAGCCUUACUUUAACGUGUGGAAAGAACUGAUCAAUCACGGAUGCAGCCAGGCCGCAGGGCCCAUAGUGGAUGAACUUUUAAAAUAUGACUUGCUAUCUGUGUACUUCAUGGACAUUCUACUGGGCUGUGAAGAGGCCAGAAAAAAUCCGAGUGCCGUCCCACUAGCUGCUCAGGGCGUUGAGUUGUAUCACGACAUCAUAGCUCUUGUGCGGACUUCUUUAAUCCCACCUGACGUAAGGGAAAUGUAUUUUAUGAAUUUAAUGUUGAUCGCACCCAUUAAACUUUUAAAGAUGUAUACUGAAAGGUUUUGUGAUCUUAUUUUUUCUAGUGAGACCGUAAUUACGUCUUGCGUGGAUUCAAUGCGGAUAGAAUUAUGCGCAAUGUUUGUAGAAAUUCUUCGAUUUCAUCUACGCGAUACGGAUUCCAUCAUCGUGGAGUCGUUUUUUUUAGAGAAACUGGUGGCAAUCUGCGCAAAAUACCCAGACUGUCACCGCCUGUGCCUGUUGCUUCAACAGGCAGUUUUAUCGAUUUUUUCAUGUGAAAUAAAAGAGAAAGACAAUGUUGUUUUACAGCAUCUCACAGUAGAGGAUACAUCAGGGAAACCGGGAUUUCUUUUGGAGUGUUUGGGCUUUUGUUUGGAUGAAGGAAUUCGGCAUACCGCCCUGAGUGUAAUUAUGGUGGAAACGUGGCGAACAUUAGCCACAAAAACACCCGUUGUCGAUUUGUGCGGGGCACUGAGACACACUAUGGAGCUAUUUUUAACAAAUCCUAACGUGCAAAGCCGAAUUCAGAACAUGGAGAGACGCAUCACAGGCCAGGGGUUUGUCGAGGUGGGGUCGGGGUGUCAGGAAAAAGUCCAACAUCGCCCCACUAUAAACUACAUCACGCAGCAAAGUUUAGGAAGUGACAACUCUUCAUUUUCAUCUUCUGAACCCACACCCUCCUCCGCCGGUGAGGGGUCGCCAAACAGGGGAGUCAACCAUACGAGUGCGUACAUCAUGGAGCCGUUGUCGGAGCCGGAAGAAAAUCUGGAGGCAAUUUCUCCGGAUGGUGAGACCACCAGAGACGCUCUGUUUACUGCGCCUGAAGCACUUCUUUACGAUGCCGAAGACACCGUGACGAUGGACCUGGAGUGGGCCGAGGAGGCGAUGUUAGCAGAGGCAUCUCCACAGGCGCGGGCAUACCCGAAGUUUGCUGAUGUGCGAAUCUCUUUUGAGGUGCGUGAGGAAUUUCCUUCUGACAAUCCAACCGAGUAUGGCGCCGACUUGUUUUUGCGACGUCGACGUAGCACGGAUGAGCAUGAAGAUGAAGACGCGUGGAUAAACGGACGAAGACCGCGACCACGGCCGUAA
Molecule: messenger RNA, 1766 nt
Organism: Trypanosoma cruzi
Lineage: Eukaryota; Euglenozoa; Kinetoplastea; Trypanosomatida; Trypanosomatidae
Exons: 1
Source: RefSeq, a predicted model, not a curated record